AUGACUGACUUGUUCAAACCAGAAAACUUUCCACCACUCAAAAACGAUCUUAUCCUUCGUGUUUCUCGAGGCGAAAAGGUAGAACGAACACCCAUAUGGAUUAUGAGACAAGCAGGACGAUAUUUGCCAGAGUUCCAAGAGGUCAGAAAGAACCACAGCUUUUUUGAAAUUUGUCGCACACCUGAGCUUGCCUGUGAGUUGACACUUCAGCCUAUUGACCGUUACGGCACACUUUUGGACGCGUCGAUUAUCUUUUCAGACAUUCUGGUUAUUCCUCAAGCAAUGGGUUUAGAAGUACAAAUGGUCGCAGGCAAGGGUCCUGUGUUUCCCGCACCCCUGGAAACGCCCGCCGAUUUUUCUCGUUUGACAGAAAAGGUGGAUGUCGAAAAGGAAUUGGGAUAUGUCUAUAAAGCAAUCACUCUCACUCGUCAUAAAUUGGAAGGCCGUGUUCCCUUGUUUGGUUUCAUCGGUGCUCCUUGGACAUUGAUGGCAUACAUGAUCGAAGGUGGAGGAAGUAAGACACUGUCAAAGGCAAAGAGUUGGUUGUGGAAAUACCCCAAGGAAUCGCAUGAUCUGUUACAGCGUAUUACCGAUAUUGCUGUUGAAUUUUUGGUGGGUCAAGUAAAAGCAGGUGCUCAGAUGCUUCAAGUGUUUGAAUCAUGGGGUGGCGAACUCUCUCCUCAAGAUUUCAAGGAAUAUUCUCUUCCAUAUAUUCGACAAAUUUCCAAAAGAGUGAAAGAACAGCUGGGCGAGGACAACCAAGUACCAAUGACUAUCUUUGCCAAAGGGUCAUGGUACGCCCUUGAGGAUUUAUCAGAAUCGGGUUACGAAGUUGUUUCACUUGAUUGGACGGUUGAUCCAGUGUAUGCUCGCAAAGUGACGAAGGAUAAGGUUGCCUUACAAGGUAAUAUGGAUCCCAAUGUUUUAUAUGGAGGAUUUGAUGCUAUCCGCGAGAUUGCUACUCGCAUGGUACAUGCGUUUGGUAAAGAUGGUAGACAUAUCGCAAAUUUGGGACAUGGUAUCUUGCCAACUGUUGAUCCAGAAGCUUUAAGAGUAUACCUCGAAACCGUACAGAAGGUUUCAGCAGAGAUCAAAUCUGCAUAA
Molecule: messenger RNA, 1104 nt
Organism: Rhizopus microsporus ATCC 52813
Lineage: Eukaryota; Fungi; Mucoromycota; Mucoromycetes; Mucorales; Rhizopodaceae
Product: uroporphyrinogen decarboxylase-like protein
Exons: 4
Coding region: 1-1104 (367 amino acids)
Biological process (GO): heme biosynthetic process
Cellular component (GO): cytosol
Molecular function (GO): uroporphyrinogen decarboxylase activity
Source: RefSeq, a predicted model, not a curated record